AGAAAUAAAUUGUUGAGCAAGCUUUUUUGAACCCCUGAUAGCAUCACCUUUAUUUUAUCCUUCGGCGCCGACUGCAACACCGCCUCCAAAACUCUUGUUUAUUCUAUAUCCAAAAUUUGAGGUAAAGAACUAAACCAUCGUCCAGCUUUUAUCAAAGAAUAAAUUAGAUUUAGUUAAACUUUGCUUAGUUCACCCAUUCAUUCUAAACCCCAAUUUGGGAAAAUUUGGUUUCUGCUACUACCAUUGCAAUACCCUAUUACUUUCGUCAUGAACACAAUUACUCUCAUUCGCAACCGCGCUAUCAAAUCCGCGCGUAGAACUCUCAUUGGUUUAAACAAUUCGUCGUUGUUUGGGUCCCCACCACUUCGUCACCAUGCUCUUAUCUUGGCUAACGAUUUGUCACAACCACGUUUCAAUCACUACCCUUUUCGAAUAUUUAGGUUUCAGCGCGAAUUGAAUGGUUCCCACAAACUUUUUAACUCACCCUCUUCGAAUUCUAUCACUUCAAGGUCUUUUCGUUUAAGCUCAGAAAAUAGGGUUGUUUCAACCAUUGCAAGAGUUGGAUUCAAGCUUCAAAGUUUCUCAACUUCAAUCGAGACACGUGUCAAUGACAAUAAUUUCGAGAGGAUUAUCAUUCAAGGUGGCAUGAAUGUGAAGCCAUUAGUGGUGGAAAGUGUUCAUGAGAAUGUUGUAAGAGAAGAAGAGUCUCAAUCGAAUGUUGAAAAACAAGCUUGGAAGUUAUUGAAGGAUGCUGUUGUGACUUAUUGUGGUAACCCUGUGGGGACAGUGGCUGCAAAUGAUCCUGGUGAUAAGCUACCAUUGAAUUAUGAUCAGGUGUUUAUUAGGGAUUUUAUUCCUUCAGCUCUUGCUUUCUUGCUUAAAGGAGAUAAUGAGAUUGUCAAGAAUUUUCUUCUUCACACUUUGCAGUUGCAGAGUUGGGAGAAAACUGUGGACUGCUACAGUCCAGGACAGGGCUUGAUGCCUGCUAGUUUCAAAGUUAGAACCGUAGCUCUUGACGGAGAUACCCGUGAAGAAGUUUUAGAUCCUGAUUUUGGGGAAUCAGCUAUUGGUCGAGUUGCACCUGUAGAUUCAGGAUUGUGGUGGAUCAUCCUGUUACGGGCUUAUGGGAAGCUUACCGGUGACUACAGCUUGCAAGAAAGGGUUGAUGUUCAAACAGGCUUGAAAAUGAUACUUAAAUUGUGUCUAACAGAUGGUUUUGAUAUGUUUCCGUCUCUGCUAGUCACCGAUGGGUCUUGCAUGAUAGACAGGCGUAUGGGCAUUCAUGGUCACCCUCUUGAAAUCCAAGCAUUAUUUUACUCAGCUCUUCGCUGCUCACGGGAAGUGCUUGCUGUAACUGAUGGAACUAAUGAUCUCGUUCGAGCCAUUAACAAUCGACUGAGUGCACUAUCAUUCCACAUUAGACAAUAUUAUUGGGUGGAUAUGAAAAAGAUUAAUGAAAUAUACAGGUACAAAACAGAAGAGUACUCCAUGGAUGCCAUCAACAAAUUCAACAUCUAUCCAGAACAAAUUCCUUUCUGGGUAAUGGAUUGGAUUCCUGAAAAAGGUGGGUAUCUAAUUGGGAAUCUGCAACCAGCUCACAUGGAUUUCCGGUUUUUCACACUGGGAAAUCUUUGGUCUAUUGUUUCGUCUCUGAGCACCCCAAGACAAAACGAGGCUAUUUUGAAUCUGAUAGAAGCAAAAUGGGAUGAUCUUGUAGGGCAUAUGCCUCUUAAGAUAUGUUAUCCUGCCUUGGAUAAUGAAGAGUGGCGGAUUAUUACUGGUAGUGACCCAAAGAAUACCCCUUGGUCAUAUCACAAUGGUGGAUCCUGGCCAACCCUUUUGUGGCAGUUCACACUGGCAUGCAUCAAAAUGGGGAGAAUUGAACUAGCCCAGAAAGCAGUUGAUUUGGCUGAGAAAAGACUACCAGUUGAUUCUUGGCCCGAAUAUUACGAUACUCGAUCUGGAAAAUUUAUCGGAAAACAAGCCCGGCUGUAUCAAACGUGGACCAUAGCCGGGUUCCUUACAUCUAAGAUGCUUUUGAAGAAUCCAAAAAUGGCAUCCAUGUUAUUCUGUGAGGAAGAUUAUGAGCUUCUUGACAUAUGUGUAUGUGGACUUAGCAAGAGUGGAAGGAAAAAAUGCUCACGCGUUGCUGCCAAGUCUCAAAUUCUUGUAUGAUGCUACACUGCAUUAUUUAGUACUUCCUCCGCCCUUAAAAAUAAAAGAAAGUUAAAUCAACAAAAGUUGAUGCACUUGGUUCUAAUUGGAGGGAGUACACAACAGUAGAAGUUAGAUUGGAAAUGUAACGGUAUGUUACAUGUUGUAAUUAUAGUUAUAUAUUGGUUUAAGAUGGUUUUCAUAUGUAUAUGCAUGGAGGGCAAUUAUAUUUCUUAAAAGAAAAAAAUAAUAAUAAGAGGUUUAAACUUUGAACCUCUUAAAAAUUAUUUAAUACUAUAGGGUAGUUCAUUGCUUAGGAUAGGUGUAUUAACAAUGUUCACUACUUAGGAUUUCCACUUACAAUAAUUUAUUGUAUACUAACGAAAUAAUGAUUAUAUUGAUUUAUCUUAUCAAGUUA
Messenger RNA from Cicer arietinum (chickpea), 2572 nucleotides. Its product is annotated as alkaline/neutral invertase A, mitochondrial-like. Gene Ontology annotation, cellular component: mitochondrion. Lineage: Eukaryota; Viridiplantae; Streptophyta; Magnoliopsida; Fabales; Fabaceae. The record is from RefSeq and is a predicted model, not a curated record. Gene Ontology annotation, biological process: sucrose catabolic process. Gene Ontology annotation, molecular function: endo-alpha-N-acetylgalactosaminidase activity; sucrose alpha-glucosidase activity.